Orycteropus afer afer is the source of this 1941-nucleotide messenger RNA. RefSeq names its product cell division cycle 25B (gene CDC25B). Gene Ontology annotation, cellular component: nucleus; cytoplasm. Gene Ontology annotation, molecular function: protein tyrosine phosphatase activity. Gene Ontology annotation, biological process: protein dephosphorylation; positive regulation of G2/M transition of mitotic cell cycle; positive regulation of G2/MI transition of meiotic cell cycle. Lineage: Eukaryota; Metazoa; Chordata; Mammalia; Tubulidentata; Orycteropodidae. The record is from RefSeq and is a predicted model, not a curated record.
UCCCUCCCUGGUCCUGGCCAGCUGUCUCCCAGCGUCUGUUGGCGUCCCUGCGCCCAGCUUUCCAACCAGCCUCCAGCGACCCCGUGGCAAUGGAGCUACCCCAGCUAAAGCCCACGCUGAGCUUGAUGAGUCUCAGUCCGACCAGCAUGCGUGGUGGGGCCGAGCGUCCGGGCCACCUCCCAGGCCUUCGGCUGGGAGUUCUAGACCUCCUGGGGUCCCCAGAGCGCGCAGCCGCUUCCUCGCCGGUCACUACCCUCACCCAGACCAUGCACGACCUCGCCGGGCUUGGCAGCGAAACCCCAAAGAGUCAGGUAGGGAACCUGCUCCUCCGCAGCCGCAGCCGGCUGUCAUGCCUAUCCUUGUCCCGGCGGGCGUCCGAGUCCUCCCUGUCGUCUGAGUCUUCUGAAGCUUCUGAUGCAGGUCUCUACUUGGACUCCCCCAGCCCCAUGGACCCCCAGAUGGCAGAACAGACGUUUGAGCAGGCUAUCCAGGCAGCCAGCCAAGUCAUUAGAAAUGAGCGCUUCUCCAUCAGACGCAUCCAGUCCAUGCCAGUGAGGCCUCUGGGCCACAGUCCUGUGCUCCGGAACAUCACCAACACCCAAGCACCGGACAGCUGGAGGAGGAGUGAGGCGGGCAACAGAGCUGCCAGCAGCUCUAGGAAAGACAAGGAGAAUGAUGGAUUUGUCUUCAAGAUGCCAUGGAAGCCAGCACUUCCGAGCCACGCCCAGGCUAUGGCUGAGUGGGCCAGCCGCAGAGAAGCCUUUGCUCAGAGGCCAAACUCAGCCCCUGACCUGAUGUGCCUCAGCCCUGAACGGAAGAUGGAAGUGGAAGAGCUGAGCCCCCUGCUCCGACGCCGUUCCUCUUUGACCCCCAUGGAAGGGGCUGCUGAGGAAGACGAUGGAUUUGUGGACAUCCUAGAGAGUGACCUAAAGGACGAUGAUGAGGUCCCCCCAGGCAUGGAGAGCCUCAUUAGUGCCCCACUCGUCAAGACCUCGGAAAAGGAAGAGCAGCAGGACCUCGUCAUAUACAGCAAAUGCCAGCGGCUCUUCCGCUCUCCAUCCAUGCCCUGCAGCGCCAUCCGGCCCAUCCUCAAGAGGCUGGAGCGGCCACAGGACAGGGACAUGCCCAUCCAUAGCAAGCGGAGGAGGAGUGUGACCCCGCCAGAAGAGCAGCAGGAGCCCGAGGAACCAAAAGCCCGUGUCCUCCGCUCGAAGUCCCUGUGUCAUGACGAGAUCGAGAACAUCCUGGACAGUGACCACCGUGAGCUGAUCGGGGACUACUCUAAGGCCUUCCUCCUACAGACUGUGGAUGGAAAACACCAAGACCUCAAGUACAUCUCACCAGAAACAAUGGUAGCUCUGCUGACAGGCAAGUUUAGCAGCAUUGUGGAGAAGUUCGUAAUUGUGGACUGCAGAUACCCCUAUGAGUAUGAAGGCGGGCACAUCAAGACAGCUGUAAACCUCCCCCUGGAACGGGAUGCCGAGACCUUCCUGCUGCGGAGCCCCAUAACAGCCUGUAGUGUGGACAAGAGAAUCAUCCUCAUCUUCCACUGUGAAUUCUCAUCUGAGCGCGGGCCCCGGAUGUGCCGAUUCAUCCGGGAACGAGACCGUGCUGCUAACGACUAUCCCAGUCUCUAUUAUCCCGAGAUGUAUAUCCUCAAAGGAGGCUACAAGGAGUUCUUCCCACAGCACCCGACCUUCUGUGAGCCCCAGGACUACCGGCCCAUGAACCAUGAGGCCUUCAAAGAUGAUCUGAAGACCUUCCGCCUCAAGACUCGCAGCUGGGCUGGGGAGCGAAGCCGACGGGAGCUCUGUAGUCGGUUGCAGGACCAGUAAGGGCUUGCCUGCCUGACUACCUGCCUCAUUUCUACUGGUCUGGGAGCCACCAGUGGGCCUGUGGGGUUGAGAGCAGGCUGGAGGUCCCAGGUGUCAUCCAGGGGAA